This is a messenger RNA of Aspergillus fijiensis CBS 313.89, 1515 nucleotides long. RefSeq names its product putative NAD+ kinase. The transcript has 5 exons. Lineage: Eukaryota; Fungi; Ascomycota; Eurotiomycetes; Eurotiales; Aspergillaceae. The coding region runs from base 1 to 1515 and encodes 504 amino acids. Gene Ontology annotation, molecular function: NAD+ kinase activity. Gene Ontology annotation, biological process: NADP+ biosynthetic process; NAD+ metabolic process. The record is from RefSeq and is a predicted model, not a curated record.
AUGGAUCUAAGUCCGAAGCAAGGUGGUGCUGAUGGAGGGGUAGAUGGCGAGAUGGACGACCCGAAUCAGCUGGAGGUUGUACUAUACCCCGAGUCCAGCCAUCGCCGCAAGUCGUCACUGGUCAUGGCGGACGACCCCAACACCCGCCCCAACCUCUCGUUCCCAGAUGAAACCACGGCAUGCUUCGUCCAUUCCCUGAUCGCGGGCGAAUGGGGGGACCCGACCAACCGGAUCAAGGAGGUCAAGGGCUACACGGCCAAGGACAACGAGGCGUUGAACGAGGAGGGCGCGACCGCCGACGAGGACGACAGCGAGAACGACAUGACGGUGGCCGAGAAGGCCAUGAUGCAGUCGCGCCACCUGACCAAGAAGCAGCUCUCGGACAUGGCGUGGAACGUGCGCAAGCUGUCGAAGAAGCUGGACAGCGUCAAGCUCCGGCUCACGGUCAAGACCGUGUUCCUGGUGACCAAGGCCGGCGACCAGUCGGUCAUCGGCUCGACGCGGGAGGUCGCCCGCUGGCUCCUGUCCCGGGAGCGCGACACGCCGUACACCGUCUACGUGGAGAAGCGCCUGGAGUCGGACCCGGAGUUCGGCGCGGCGCAGCUGCUCCACGACGAGCCCUCGGCGAGGCAUCGCCUCAAGUACUGGGACCACGACCUGGCCGCGGAGCGCGCGCACCUGUUCGACUUCGUCAUCACGCUGGGCGGCGACGGCACGGUGCUCUUCACCAGCUGGCUGUUCCAGCACGUCGUGCCCCCCGUGCUGUCCUUCUCGCUGGGGUCGUUGGGCUUCCUGACCAAGUUCGACUUCAACGACUACCAGAACACCCUGACCACCGCCUUCAAGGAGGGCGUCGUGGUCAACCUGCGGCUGCGAUUCGAAUGCACGAUCAUGCGCAGUAACCCGCUACCGGACGGCUCGCCGGCGAACGCCAGGAAGCGGGAUCUUGUGGAAGAGUUGAUCGGGGAGGAGGCCGAGGAUACGCUGACCCAUAGGCCGGACAAGGUCUUGCAAAUAUUGAACGAUGUUGUCCUGGAUAGGGGGCCCAAUGCGACAAUGUCCUCGAUUGAGCUGUUUGGCGACGACGAGCACUUCACCACCCUCCUUGCCGAUGGCGUCUGUAUAGCUACGCCCACCGGGUCAACUGCGUACAACCUCGCAGCGGGGGGCUCUCUAUCGCACCCGGAUAACCCGGUCAUACUGGUGACCGCAAUCUGCGCGCACACACUAUCGUUUCGACCUAUUAUACUACCAGAUACCAUCGUCCUUCGUAUGGGCGUGCCGUACGAUGCCAGAGCUAGUUCGUGGGCCAGUUUCGAUGGCAGAGAAAGGAUUGAAUUACAUCCAGGAGACUACGUGACCGUAUCGGCAUCACGGUACCCAUUUGCCAAUGUCCUGCCCAAGGGCCGACGAGGUGAUGACUGGGUGCACACGAUCUCGAAGACAUUAAAUUGGAACUCGAGACAGAGGCAGAAAUCGCUGGACCCACCACAUGAAGAGAAGGGUGGUAAAUAA